Molecule: messenger RNA, 1923 nt
Organism: Panicum virgatum (switchgrass)
Lineage: Eukaryota; Viridiplantae; Streptophyta; Magnoliopsida; Poales; Poaceae
Product: high-affinity nitrate transporter 2.1
Exons: 1
Coding region: 66-1652 (528 amino acids)
Biological process (GO): cellular response to nitrate; nitrate transmembrane transport
Cellular component (GO): plant-type vacuole membrane; plasma membrane
Molecular function (GO): nitrate transmembrane transporter activity
Source: RefSeq, a predicted model, not a curated record
CCCAGUGAUCGAUUAGCUUCAGCAGCUACCUCGGUCACACACCGAUCGAGAGCAGCUAGCUAGCAAUGGCGGCCAUGGAGAUCGGCGCACCGGGGAGCUCGCUGCACGGCAUGACGGGGCGCGAGCCGACGUUCGCCUUCUCCACGGAGGAUGCCGCGGCGGCGAGCAAGUUCGACCUGCCGGUGGACUCGGAGCACAAGGCCAAGAGCAUCCGGCUCUUCUCCUUCGCCAACCCGCACAUGCGGACCUUCCACCUGUCGUGGAUCUCCUUCUUCACCUGCUUCGUCUCCACCUUCGCGGCGGCGCCGCUGGUGCCCAUCAUCCGCGACAACCUCAACCUCACCAAGGCCGACAUCGGCAACGCCGGCGUGGCCUCCGUGUCGGGCUCCAUCUUCUCCCGUCUCGCCAUGGGCGCCGUCUGCGACCUCCUGGGCCCGCGCUACGGCUGCGCGUUCCUCAUCAUGCUCGCCGCGCCCACCGUAUUCUGCAUGUCGCUCAUCGACAACGCCGCGGGCUACAUCGCCGUCAGGUUCCUGAUCGGCUUCUCGCUGGCGACGUUCGUGUCGUGCCAGUACUGGAUGAGCACCAUGUUCAACAGCAAGAUCAUCGGCACCGUCAACGGGCUGGCCGCCGGCUGGGGGAACAUGGGCGGCGGCGCCACGCAGCUCAUCAUGCCGCUCGUCUACGACGUCAUCCGCAAGUGCGGCGCCACGCCCUUCACGGCGUGGCGGCUCGCCUACUUCGUGCCGGGGUCGCUGCACAUCCUGAUGGGCGUCCUCGUGCUCACCCUCGGGCAGGACCUCCCCGACGGCAAUCUCAGGACCCUGCAGAAGAAGGGCGACGCCAACAAGGACAAGUUCUCCAAGGUGAUGUGGUACGCCGUGACCAACUACCGGACAUGGAUCUUCGUCCUCCUCUACGGCUACUGCAUGGGCGUCGAGCUCACCACCGACAACGUCAUCGCCGAGUACUACUACGACCACUUCGACCUGGACCUCCGCGUCGCCGGCAUCAUCGCCGCCUGCUUCGGCAUGGCCAACAUCGUGGCGCGGCCCCUGGGCGGGAUCCUCUCCGACGUCGGCGCGCGCUACUGGGGCAUGCGCGCGCGCCUCUGGAACAUCUGGAUCCUCCAGACCGCCGGCGGCGCCUUCUGCCUCUGGCUCGGCCGCGCCAGCACGCUCCCGACCUCCAUCACCGCCAUGGUGCUCUUCUCCUUCUGCGUGCAGGCGGCCUGCGGCGCCAUCUUCGGCGUCACCCCGUUCGUGUCCCGGCGCUCCCUCGGCAUCAUCUCCGGCAUGACCGGCGCCGGCGGCAACUUCGGCGCGGGGCUGACGCAGCUGCUAUUCUUCACGUCGUCCAAGUACUCCACGGGGACGGGGCUGGAGUACAUGGGGAUCAUGAUCAUAGCGUGCACGCUGCCGGUGGUGCUGGUGCACUUCCCGCAGUGGGGUUCCAUGCUCUUCCCGGCCAACGCCGGCGCCGACGAGGAGCGCUACUACAGCUCGGAGUGGAGCGAGGAGGAGAAGAGCAAGGGGCUCCACAGCGCCAGCCUCAAGUUCGCCGAGAACAGCCGCUCCGAGCGCGGAAGGCGCAACGUCAUCGAGGCCGCCGCCGCCGCCACGCCGCCAAACAACACGCCGGAGCACGUCUGAGGCGUACAGUAAGAGCAUAUAUAGGCGCCUGCUGUUUGUGCGCAUGAAUCUUCCUAUAUACAUGUAUACGGCAGCAAUUCAAUAAAGGUUGUGAGGCACAUAUGUACGUACUAUAGUGAGUACACAUUUUACAUUUUGUUGUGUAAUAAUAAAGUAUUAUAUUGCUCUUGUACAAAAUGAGAAGGAAUUACCAUCCUUUACCCUUUAUAAGGCCAUUUUUGUAAAAGUUGCCUUCUUAAAGUGUAAAAGUUGCAUCAGUAGAUAAAUAGUA